AUGGUUGGCGGACCCGCUAGCCUGGGCGCCUUCAUGGCCCCUCCGUGUGGCACAUCCAGCAAGGCUCGAUGCAUCCAACGUGUGGGAGAGAACCUCCCAAAGCCGCUUCGCACUUCCCUGCAGCCUGAUGGCGUGCCUGGUUUAUCAGGUGCCGACUUUGCACGUGUGUCAGCCGCAAAUUGCCUGUACGACUUUGCGGCAUGUGUCAUGCAGAAAUGCCUUGAACUAGAUAAGAUUUACAUCGUCGAGAAUCCUAGGUCCAGCCUAUUUCGGGAAACCACUCCCAUCCGACGCCUGACUGCCUGA
Effrenium voratum is the source of this 306-nucleotide messenger RNA. Lineage: Eukaryota; Dinophyceae; Suessiales; Symbiodiniaceae. The record is from the annotation of a GenBank genome assembly.